Orcinus orca (killer whale) is the source of this 5694-nucleotide messenger RNA. RefSeq names its product ceruloplasmin (gene CP). Gene Ontology annotation, molecular function: oxidoreductase activity; copper ion binding. Gene Ontology annotation, biological process: iron ion transport. The transcript has 19 exons. The record is from RefSeq and is a predicted model, not a curated record. Gene Ontology annotation, cellular component: plasma membrane. Lineage: Eukaryota; Metazoa; Chordata; Mammalia; Artiodactyla; Delphinidae. The coding region runs from base 204 to 3398 and encodes 1064 amino acids.
AUCCUGGCAAUGGACAACUAAGUUUUCCCUGGGUUUACGAGAACUGAACUGAAGUGGAAAAUGUUAUUUGCUUUAACGAAAUAAUUUCGUCUUGUGCAACAAAAAAUUCUGUCAAUCAAGCAAAUAAAGGGAGAAAGGCUUAUUUAUAGUUGCCGGCUUCUGAUUUCAUUCCGUUGCUUCUCAGGCUCCAAGAGGAAAAGAAAAUGAAGACUUCCUUGCUCUGUAUUUUUCUAAUUUUAUGUAGUACCUCAGCCUGGGCGAAAGAUAAACAUUAUUACAUUGGAAUUAUUGAAACAACUUGGGACUAUGCCUCUGACCAUGGGGAAAAGAAACUUAUUUCAGUUGACACGGAACAUGCCAAUAUCUAUCUUCAAAAUGGCUCCAAUAGAAUUGGAAAAGUCUACAAGAAGGCCGUGUAUCUUCAGUACACAGAUGAAACCUUUGGGACGAUUAUAGAGAAACCUGUCUGGCUAGGGUUUUUAGGCCCUAUUAUCAAAGCUGAAACUGGAGAUAGAGUUUAUGUACAUUUAAAAAACUUUGCCUCUAGGCCUUAUACUUUUCAUGCACAUGGAAUGACUUACUAUAAGGAACAUGAGGGGGCCAUCUACCCUGACAACACCACAGAUUUUCAAAAAGCAGACGACAAAGUGCGGCCAGGUGAACAGUGUAUGUACAUAUUGCAUGCCAACCCAGAACAAGGUCCUGGUGAAGAAGACAGCAAUUGUGUGACCAGGAUUUACCAUUCCCACAUUGAUGCUCCAAGAGAUAUCGCCGCAGGACUCAUUGGGCCUUUAAUACACUGUAAAAAAGAUUCUCUGGAUAAAGAAGAAGAAAAAAAUAUUGACAAAGAAUUUGUGGUGAUGUUUUCUGUUGUGGAUGAAAAUCUCAGCUGGUACCUAGAAGACAACAUUAAGACCUACUGCUCUGAACCAGAGGAGGUUGACAAAGACAAUGAAGACUUCCAGGAGAGUAACAGAAUGUAUUCUGUGAAUGGAUAUGCUUUUGGAAGUCUCCCAGGACUCUCCAUGUGUGCUGAGGACAGAGUAAAAUGGUAUCUUUUUGGUAUGGGUAAUGAAAUUGAUGUGCAUGCAGCUUUCUUCCACGGGCAAACGUUGACUAAUAAGAACUACCGUGUUGAUACAAUCAAUCUCUUUCCUGCUACCCUCUUUGAUGCUUUUAUGGUGGCCCAGAACCCUGGAGAAUGGAUGCUUAGCUGUCAGAAUCUAAACCAUCUGAAAGCUGGUUUGCAGGCCUUUUUCUGGGUACAAGACUGUAAGAAGCCUUCAUCUGAGAACGAUAUCCAUGGCAAACAUGUUAGACACUACUACAUCGCUGCUGAGGAAAUCAUCUGGAACUAUGCACCCUCCGGCAUAGACACCUUCACCAAAGAAAACUUAACAGCACCUGGAAGUGAUUCAGAGGUAUUUUUUGAACAUGGUUCUACAAGAAUCGGAGGCUCAUAUAAAAAGCUGGUUUAUCGUGAGUACACAGAUGCCUCCUUUACAGACGGAAAGGAGAGAGGCCCUGAAGAAGAACAUCUUGGCAUCCUGGGCCCUGUCAUUUCGGCAGAGGUGGGAGACACCAUCAGAGUCACCUUCCAUAACAAAGGAACAUAUCCCCUCAGUAUUGAACCGAUUGGGGUGAGAGUCGAUAAAAGCAACGAGGGCACGUACUACAAUUCAAGCAGAAGUGCGCCUCCUUCUUCAGCCUCCCAUGUGGUACCCGAAGGAACAUUCACCUAUGAAUGGACUGUCCCCAAAGAAGUAGGACCCACUUACAAAGAUCCUGUCUGUCUAGCUAAGAUGUAUUAUUCUGCUGUGGAUCCCACCAAAGAUAUAUUUACUGGACUUAUCGGGCCAAUGAAAAUAUGUAGGAACGGAAGUUUACUUGCAAAUGGGAGACUGAAGGAUGUAGACAAGGAGUUCUAUUUGUUUCCUACAGUGUUUGAUGAGAAUGAGAGUUUACUCCUGGAUGAUAAUAUUAGAAUGUUUACAACAGCACCUGAUCAGGUGGAUAAGGAAAAUGAAGACUUUCAGGAAUCUAAUAAGAUGCACUCCAUGAAUGGAUUCAUGUACGGGAAUCAGCCUGGUCUCAACAUGUGCCAAGGAGAUUCAGUUGUGUGGUAUUUAUUCAGUGCUGGAAAUGAAGUUGAUGUACACGGGAUAUACUUUUCAGGAAACACUUAUCUGUCAAGAGGAGAAAGGAGAGACACAGCAAACCUCUUCCCUCAAACAAGUCUGAGGCUCUUCAUGCAGCCUGACACGGAAGGGACUUUUGAUGUUGAGUGCCUCACAACUGAUCACUACACAGGUGGCAUGAAACAAAAGUACACUGUGAACCAGUGCAGGCAGCCAUCUGAGAAUUCAUACCACUACCUGGGAGAAAGGACCUACUACAUCGCAGCGGUGGAGGUGGAAUGGGAUUAUUCCCCAAGUAGGAAAUGGGAAAAGGAGCUGCAUCAUUUACAAGAACUAAAUCUUUCAAAUGCAUUUUUAGAUAAGGAAGAAUUUUACAUAGGCUCAAAGUACAAGAAAGUUGUGUAUCGGCGAUUCACUGACAGCACAUUCCAAGUUCCUGGGGAGAGAAAACCUGAAGAAGAACACCUGGGAAUUCUAGGUCCACAACUUCAUGCAGAUGUUGGAGACAAAGUUAAUAUUAUCUUUAAAAACAUGGCCACAAGGUCCUACUCAAUACACGCCCAUGGGGUGAAAACGGAGAGUUCUACAGUGACUCCAACCGCACCAGGUGAAACUCGCACUUACAUAUGGAAAAUCCCAGAAAGAUCUGGAGCUGGAAUAGAAGAUUCUCCUUGUAUUCCAUGGGCUUACUAUUCAACUGUGGAUCGGGUUAAGGAUCUCUUUAGUGGAUUAAUUGGCCCACUGAUUGUUUGUCGGAAACAUUACUUGCAAGUAUUCAAUCCCAUAAAGAAACUGGAAUUUUCCCUUCUGUUUCUUGUUUUUGAUGAGAAUGAAUCUUGGUACUUAGAUGACAACAUCAAAACAUACUCUGAUCACCCUGAGAAAGCAGACAAAGCCAAUGAUGAAUUCAUAGAAAGCAAUAAAAUGCAUGCUAUUAAUGGAAGAAUGUUUGGGAACUUACAAGGCCUCACAAUGCAUGUGGGAGAUGAAGUCAACUGGUAUCUGAUGGGAAUGGGCAAUGAAAUAGACUUGCACUCGGUACAUUUCCAUGGCCACAGCUUCCAAUACCAGCACAGGGGCAUUUAUAGUUCUGAUGUCUUUGACAUUUUCCCUGGGACAUACCAAACCUUAGAAAUGUCUCCAAAAACACCUGGAAUCUGGUUACUCCACUGCCAUGUGACUGACCACAUUCAUGCUGGAAUGGAAACUACUUACACCGUUCUACCAAAUGAAGGCUUUGGUGUUUCCCGAGUCUUCUGAGUUCAGAAUUGUUGGAAUUGGCAAUGGCAAAUCCAAUGAGGGGAAAUGAUGUAGAGAAAACAACUCGUGUUUCCUCCUCACACUGGCAUAAAAGAGAACAUAUAAAUGGAAGAAAAUACAGAAGUAAAUAUAUUUCAAAACCUAAAAAUCACUGAAAGAUUACUUGUCAGUGCAAACGAAAAGUUUUAAUUUCUGUUCCUGGGUCUUACACAAAGACCUCAUAACAUGAAAAACUAUUUCCACUAAAACUCUUUAUUACAAAGUGUGGUAUUGAGAGCACCAGAACACCAAAGGCUCAGACAAAUAUAUAAACCACUGGGUCUAAUGCCAGUAACUGCUGAACAAGGUGAAGAGUCAAACAUGAGAAAGAAAACCUUAAGUAGAGCUUAAAGAACAUUAGCACACAUGUAAACCACACAAAAGGAUGGUCCUGCUCAGACUGAUAAUCAAAAGUGAAGGAAUACCAAGGCAGGCAUUCUGGAAAUUCAUGUGUGCAAGUGCCUGACAUGUAGAGGAUGCUGCUACGGGCUAAGCCUACACACAAAGACCAUGAAAAAAUUCCUCCUGUAGGAUAAGCCUGGGAGGGGAUAAGGGAGAUGACUGUUUCCCUGGUUAAGAAAGGGGAGACUGUUUUAAAAGCCCUACUAAAAACUGUAGAACGAUUAGCAAUGCGAAGGCAAAACACAUGUUGGAAAAAAAGAUUAAAGGGAAAUUUGACUUUUACUAAGAGAAAAGGCAUUGCAUGGAACUGAAAGAAGCAGUAAUGAACAAAAAAGAUAGUUUGAACUAUUCACAGAAAAAUGGGGAGCCACAUUUAUCAGUCUGAAUUAUCUUUAAAUGAAAGUUUGAUAAAGCUUUGGCCAAGUUUACCUUAAUUCUAAAUCUUAGAAGAAUUUCAGCCUACCAUGACAGAGACAAGGGAGAAAUCAAGUUAUAGCGAAAUCUUUCAAUAUUUUGCACAGGGAGACAAUUUUCUCCACAAAGAAAAAAAUCACUAGAAAAGAAUUGUGGAUAUCCUGUCAUGCUUAAUGUAAUGCCUUAUUUCCACCAGAGGAAGCAUAAUAAAGACCUCCUCUGACAAAUAUAAAAGGUACUUUUUUUAGACUGACACUUCCAUGACAGUUAGAUAACCUCUUGGAGCUGUCUGAGGGGAAAAGCUUACUUAGCUCUAAGGUCCUUAUAGGCAGGGAGUGUAUAUUCUGUACUUCUAGUAGGUGCACAAAUCCAAUCCAAUACCCUGCUUGGUAAAUAUCUAACCACAUAUUAACUCAAUAAAAAGGAAUUUUAAAAACUUUUUUGGACACAACGUCAGACUUACAGAAAAGUUGCUAGAGCAGUACCACAAAAAUUCCUGUAUACCCUUUACCCAGGUUCCCCAAAUGUUAACAGUUUGCACAGCAGCAUGUACUUUCUCGUCCUUUCUCCUAUCUCCGUAUCUCUUUAUACACACACAGACUACAGAAAUUGUAAAUACAUAUACUCCUAUUUCCUAAGAACAAGAAUAUUCUUAUACAUAAACAAAGUACACCUAUCAAAAUCAGGAAAUUAAAAACAAUCCAAUACUACAGACCCCUUCCAUAUUUCACCAAUUAUUCUAAUCAUGUUCUUCAGAGAAAAAGAAAAUCCAACUCAUGCACUGAGUUCAGCUGACAUGUCUUCUUGUCUCCUUAGUCUGGAGCAGUUCCUUGGUCUUUGUCUUUCCCAACUUUGACAUUUUUAAAGAAUACAGGGCAGUCACUUUGUAGAAUGUGAAUUCAAUUUGGGUUUGUCUAACGUUUCCUUAUGAUCAGAUUCGGAUUAUGCAUUUUUUGGCAAGAUUCUCACAGAAGGGAUAUUGUGGUUUUCUCAGCAUACACGUCAAGAGACACAAGAUGUUGAUUUGUUCCCUUACUGGUUGUGUUCAUUUUGAGCAUUUGGGCUUAUGGUGGUGUCUGCCAGGUUUCUCCACUAUAAAAUGACUAAUUUUCCCUUGAUAAUAAAUAAAUAUCUUGCAGGGAGGAAAGUUAAUUUGUCUUUAAAUAAAGCAGUACUAGAGUGAGAGAUGUGUUUUAAAUAUAUAAAGAGCAGAAAAAUAUAAAUGAAUCAAGAAUAAAGAAAAUAACUUUUAAAAAACUAGAAUAUAUUUAAAGCACCAUGUGCCAUUUUUUUUAACCAUAUGAUAUAUACUAUUUUUAAUAAUGGUCUUAAAAUUUCUUUUUCUAUAGAGACCAAGUCUGGAUAUAAGAAAUAAAUUGGUGAUAAAUGAAAAAAAAAAAAGAAAGAAAAAACAAUGAUUCAUAACAAUGUUAUGUGAAAG